AUGGGGAGAAGGGCCCGUAGUGGGGCAGUCGGUUUCGCAGAGUCGCUUCAGAGAAAUGUCUCGCUCUACUUCCCCUUCCUGGCCUACUACCAGAUCUCCUACUACAGGGCAUCGAUCUUCGACCUCUCAGAGGUCGGUUUUUUGGCGAAGUAUGGAUUUCACGCAGACGUGGAGAACGCACUGGGAGCCUCCGUGUCGGCAGCCUCCUUGACCUUGAAGGCCUUGGUUUCUGCAGCCCUCAUCGCCGCAGAUCCCGACGGCAUCUCUCCGCGUUCGAGCUGGUUGCUGGAUGAGCCUGCAGCCUCGUGGCUAGGUUUAAGCUGGCAUCGAGAAGUAGAUGAGUGCUCCCGUCUGGAAACUCCCUUCUGUUGGCCGCUGUUUGGAGCUUUGGGAAUGCUCAGGGACUCGGCUUGGCCAAGCAGCCAAAGUGCAGCGUGCUCCGAGGCCGCGACAUCCUUCUGGAAAGAGCUGCGGGAGGCGCUAAGCUCGCACCAGGCCGUCCCGUUGCUCACUAGCUUGGGGUUGCUCGAAGCCGAAGAAUGUCCCUCCGAUCUUUUGCUGCGUGCGGACGCAAAGUUGGCCGUGGCGGACUGGGCGCGCCGCUCGGCUCUGCAAGAAGGAAGCCUCGUUGACGUGAAGGAGGCAAUCCAAACAGCUCAAGAGCUGACGCAGCGGAUCUUGGGAGGAUCAUCCCUCCUCGGGCUGGAUGAGCUUUCUACGUGGCCGGGCGGCUCGGAGCUCUUUUGGCUCCUGGAUAGGCUUCAGUGUGCGACGGAAGUCAGCAUUCAGCUGCGGAAGGGCCAUGCCUUCAUGGGAGCCGAAAACAUUGGGAUGCGAAGCGACGUGGACAUCACCUACAAGCUGCUGCUGUUCCCCUACCGAGAGCUGGUAUCUGACUUCAUACGUGCCAGACGAGUUCCCUACUGCAACGAGUCCAUUCUGCGUGAGGUGCAGAAGUUGGCGAAGCGCUUGCAGAGUGCCCGGGCUCACAAGGUUCGAGUCAUUGAGGUAGGCGCGAAUCUGGGUGAUUGUUCGAUCUGGACCGCGAAGCGGCUACUUGCAGUACCUACUCUGCGUAGCAUCAAGGUCGUGGCCCUGGAAGCGCUGCCGGAUGCAGCUGCUGUGUUCCAAAAGUCAGUUGAGCAAAACGGCCUGGUUGGGGUGAUCGAGGUCAUUCGCGUAGCCGCGGGAGGUUCCAGGGGCUAUGUUGACCUCAAGGCCAAGCCAAGCAGCUCCAAUUCCUUUACUCUGGUCGACCAGAAAGCAGAAGCAGACCAGGAAGCAGUCCGCGUCCCGAGGGAGCGGCUGGAUGACCUGAUCAGCUUCCGAAGGAUCGAUCUGCUGAUCAGCCAUACAAACGGGCAGGAGCUUGAAGUCCUCCGCGGUGCCCGGCGAUUGCUGCAGCGAUCCCGAGACGUGACGGUGAUUCUUCAGCUGUAUGGCGCCGAAGGAGGCGUGAUUCGUGAUCUCAGCUACGACCCAUAUCGUCCGGUGAAGUGGUUGCUGGACCGUGGCUUCCACAUGGCGCUUGCCCGCAGACCAGGACUGCGCUUGCAGACCGCCGGAAUUCUGCGGCAACACUUGAGCGCAUCGCCGAUCGUGAACGUCAUUGGCAUCCGAAAGCGACGACAUGUGUUGCGGAUUGGGAAAUCUCCUGCCCCCCAGCCGUAUCGGGUCUGUCUCAAUCUCACUGAUGGCGAACGACCGAGCACUUGGGCAGAGGUAGAUGGGCGUGUUCUGAGGGAGAACCUGCAUUUGGUCAGAAUCUACUUGGGUCGAAGCCUUGGUGGCAGGGGAUCUGCAGAUGCCCCGCCCAUCGGCGCAGUUCUCAAAGCCAACGCCUACGGACACGGCGCCGUCCUGGCAGGACGAGUUCUGGCUUCUGCAAAAAUCGAUGCCUUGUUCGUGUCCGAAGUCGAGACCGGGUUGACGUUGCGGUCCUCUCCCGAGGUUCCGAAGUCCAUGGCAAUCGUCCUCUUGUACCGGACGCCCCUUCAGGGAGUGAUUUGUCAGCUUGCAGAGGCGAGCAUCACAGUGUCGGUGCUCUCCAAAGCCUGGCUUGAGGAGGCGCUUCGCUGGCCUCCGUGUGCAUCCAAGCUCAGGCUGCACCUGAUGGUCGACACAGGCCUGGGCAGAGAAGGCGUAAAAGUCCAAGAGGUCGCCGAGGCGACCGCUGCGAUCUUGGCCAACCCGCAUUGGUCUUUGGAGGGUCUCUACACGCACUGGUGCUGCCCGUAUGAUCCGUUGGAUAUGCACCGCUCGCACAUGAUUUUUGCUGAAGCUCUUGCCGCGGUUCGCGAGCGACGUCACAAGUCGGGCUUCCUCGAAAAUCAGCACUUUAUGGUGCACACUUCCAGCAGCUCUGCCGUUCUUCUCGGCGUUCACUACGAUUUACUGCGAGUUGGAGGCCUUCUAUUCGGAGAUCCGGUUUCGAUUGCAGACGGAGCCGGAGGAGCUUUGCAAUUGCCCGGGCCUCACCGAACACUUUUGUGGAAGAGCCGCAUCACUUCCCUUCGCUGGUCGAUUCCUGGGGAGCGAUUCUCCACCUGUUUGGUUGCAGCGGGCUGUGAAGACACCCCUGUGUUUCACAAGCGCGUGCUGCUGGGCGUGAUUCCAGUGGGCGGCAACGAGUUCAGCGAUUCGAACGUCGUAAGCAGCUCUUUUCGCGAGAAGCUGCCGCUUUUGGAGAAAUCGCUGGAUGGUCUUCUCGUUGAGAUCCCGUCGACGACGCGCACUUUCCAGCACGCCUUUGAAGGAAUGGAGGUGCUGCUUUGCGGCGAGAAUUGUGUUCAGGGGCUCUUCAAUGUUCCAGAGCAUGUUCCACGGCUGCUUGUGCAAGACCCGUCGAUCGACAUGAGGGCAUACUGCCCGCCAGUAAUUCUUUCGCAAGAAUCUUAG
Molecule: messenger RNA, 2898 nt
Organism: Symbiodinium sp. CCMP2592
Lineage: Eukaryota; Dinophyceae; Suessiales; Symbiodiniaceae
Source: the annotation of a GenBank genome assembly